Molecule: messenger RNA, 13307 nt
Organism: Bacillus rossius redtenbacheri
Lineage: Eukaryota; Metazoa; Arthropoda; Insecta; Phasmatodea; Bacillidae
Product: TBC1 domain family member 25
Exons: 9
Coding region: 351-3119 (922 amino acids)
Biological process (GO): activation of GTPase activity; regulation of autophagosome maturation
Cellular component (GO): autophagosome
Molecular function (GO): GTPase activator activity
Source: RefSeq, a predicted model, not a curated record
ACUACUGACAGCUGUGUUUGACUUUUGAGUGCGGCAAAACAAGAGACGUGAAUAGCUCCAUAUCUCGUCUUGUUUUUUCUGAAUGUAUAUAAUUUAACACCGAGGAUUUUAAUGACCGUUAGAAGAGAUUUAUAUAAAAAUUUUAAAACGGUUUUUAAUUUUUGAUUUCUGUCGGUCGAUCAUGUAUACGCGACAUCAUCUACUUUCUCUGUCGAACGAGUUGAAUGAUCUUUACUUUUUGUUUUGUUGUAGUGCAUCAAGCAGAAUGCCCUGCACAUGUGAAUGAUAGUCGAACAAUUGCUUAAUCAUUUUACAAACCUCCAAUUUUAUGGUUAAAGCAACGCCAAAACAUGGCAGGAUUAUUGGGGUACGGAAGAGACGCCGUACGAGUUAAAGUAACGAAAUGUGAAGGGAUUCUCCAGCCAGAGUUCAGGAAGUUCAGCGUUGACCCGCAGAUUACGUCCUUCGAGGUGUUGCAGAGCAUACUGGCCAAGGCCUUCGACAUUAAAGGGGAGUUCACGGUGUGCUACAAGGCGUACGACGACUACGGGCAAGAGACGUAUCUGUCGCUUCUUUCCGACUGGGAUCUGGACGCCGCGUUCCUCAGUGCGUCGGAGCCGUGCCUCUGCCUGCAAGUGGACCUGAGGCCCUUCGAGGAGACCAGCGAGGACUGGGACAGCGUGGGGUACGUGGACGCGCCCCGCCCGCCGGCCGUCGAGACCCGGCUGCUGCAGAACAGGCUGCCCGGGCUCAUCCUCAACCAGGUGGAGCGCACGUUCAACAUGGUGCAGCGCGCGCUGAGCCUCGUGGAGGAGGGUCCCGGCGCGGUGUCAUGCCAGCCGCCGCGCUCGCCCCUGAGCGACGCCGAGUUCCGCCGGUUCCUGGACCCCGUGGGGCAGGUGACGCGGGCACGCGAGCUGCGCUCCGUCAUCUACCUGGGCGGCAUCGACCCCAGCCUCAGGAAGGUGGUGUGGAAGCACAUCCUGAACGUGUACCCCGAGGGCAUGUCCGGCAAGGAGCGCAUGGACUACAUGAAGAGGAAGUCGUACGAGUACCAGGCGCUCCGGGACAAGUGGCGGGACGAGGUGCAGCAGAGCCACGGCCAGGUGACGGGAGACCUGGCCUACGUGACGAGCAUGGUGCGCAAGGACGUGCUGCGCACGGACCGGCACCACAAGUUCUACGCCGGCAGCGACGACAACCAGAACAUUGCGUCCCUCUUCAACAUACUCACCACCUACGCCCUGAACCACCCCACGGUCAGCUACUGCCAGGGGAUGAGCGACCUGGCCUCCCCGCUCCUGGUCACCAUGGGCGACGAGGCCCACGCCUACAUCUGCUUCUGUGCGCUCAUGAGGAGGCUGCGGCCCAACUUCCUGCUGGACGGCAUCACCAUGACCCUCAAGUUCCAGCACCUGGCCGAGGCCAUCAUGUUCUACGACCCCGAGUUCUACGCCUACCUCAAGUCGCACCAGGCGGACGACCUGCUGUUCUGCUACCGGUGGCUGCUGCUCGAGAUGAAGCGGGAGUUUGCCUUCGAGGACGCUCUGCGCAUGCUGGAGGUGCUGUGGAGCUCCCUGCCCCAGAUGUCGCCCCAGGGGGACCUGCCCCUCUUCGAGAAGCCCCUGCCACCCCAGCCGCAGGGCGAGGCCCCCGCCGCGGUCUCGCCCGCCGUCAAGUCGCUGCGGGAGAACGCCUACACCAAGGUGUGCGCGCUGCGUCGCCAGAGCUCCUCCGCGUCGCUGCACUCCAUCGCGAGCCUCGCGGGCCGCAAGUCGCCGUACCGCCAGAACCAGUCCCUGGACGAGACCACCAUCGGCCGCAUCGUCUCCAAGGAGCAGCGCCGGGCCAAGCUGUUCGCCAGCAUGGACGACGCCAGCAUGCGCACGGCGGGCAGGGACGCGUCGGCCAACCGUGCCAACGACGACGCCACGCGGAUCAACAACCACAUCAACAAGACCGAGUUCCGCCCCGCCAGCCUCGUCAUAUCCGACGCCGCGGAGCUGACGACGGGACCCGACGAGAGGUUCGACGAUGCCGACACGAUGCCUUCCGACACCGCCGAUACUCCGACGCAGAAGGAGAACCUGCCGACUCGGAAGAGCCCGGAGAAACAGCAGCCUCGAGUGGUCAAAAAUCUGAACGAAUUCCUAAACUUCACGGGAUCCGACAAACUGAAGUUACGAGACAAGUUGCUGCCGAACAUGAGCCUGAAGAAAGAGCUGAACCUGCUGGAGAACGAGAAGACCAUAGCGGAGCUGCCGGAGAAGAACGGCGACGACGCGCCGACGGAGGCGAGGCGGGCGGACGAGGGCGACGCCAGCUCGCCGGACGACUCCGCCGAGUACUUCCCCGUGACGACCUCGAUGACGCGCGAGCUGCGCCUGGAGCUGGAGAGCCUGGACCGCCAGGUGUUCGGCCCCGCGUUCCCGCAGCGCUGCGACGAGCCCGAGUCGCCACGCAGCGAGUCGCCGGGGCAGCGCUGCGACUGCGUGCUCUCCAAGCACGACUCGGAGCUGCCGAGCGACGAGACGACCACGGAGGUGGCGGAGGCGUGCAGCGAGCCGCGGCCCGGCCGCAAGCUGGACCGCCGCUCGCGCCAGUGCAGCCCCGCGCUCACGCUGGGCGCCGGCGGCGACGAGGUGUUCGUGUGGGAGAACCCCCUGCGCUGCCCCGCCACGCCCGACGAGCAGGCGGACCUGGAGUACGACGAGGACGGGGCGGCGGGCGCCGGUGAGGGGCGGUGCGACUCCCCGGGCCCCGGUCCCGCCGGCUCCCCGGAGGACAGCUGGGGCGGGGCACCCCCCGUGGACCCGGCCAUGACGACGUCGUGCGAGGAGGUGACGGAGAGGCAGGCUCCCGGCCCGCCCUGCCUGCCCGCCCCCCACCAGCUGGGCGGGGGCAACCCCUUCCUCAUGUUCCUGUGCGUGACGCUGCUGCUGCAGCACCGCGACCACGUCAUGCGCAGCGCCAUGGACUACAACGAGAUGGCCAUGCACUUCGACAAGAUGGUGCGCAAGCACGACGUGACGCGCGUGCUGGACCAGGCCCGCCGCAUGUUCCGGGACUACCUGCAGCAGCAGUCCCCGCUCAACAACAACGCCCCGCCCCUCGGGUAGCACGUCCCCCAGUUCGUGCUCGCCCGCAGUGGCGUUCCAGUACGUGUUAACAGAUAUCUUUUAUUGUUUGAGUGUUAAAUAUUCCUAAUUUUUUUACCGUGUGAAAUAGUUUUAGAAAUUUUUGUUGUUUUGUAACUUUUUUAAAGUCUCUUUAGAUCGACUGUCGACUUGAUUUGUUGGUUAAAUGCAUUAAGGUUCUGUGAAGCAGAUUAUUUUCCAGAUUAAAAAUAGUCUAGUUUCAAUCAAAUUAAAGUUUAAAUAAUUUUCGGUAUGAAUGUUGAGUUACACAUAGGCCUAGUUACACAUAAAAUUCAUAAAAUGGCUUGCAGCCGUACCGUAGUUUCCGACGCACAAGGCAAUACAGGAUUUAGAACGAUGUGACCUCAUUAACUACAAUUUAGAAAUAACUUAGUCCUUUCAUAUAAGACAUGAGGCCUCAGGAAUGUGUUGACCAGCAGUUUUAUAAACAAAAGGGGAGCUCUGUUUUAUAAACAAAAGUACCCUGCCUUAAUAUUGUGCAGCUUAUAAAAAAUUUCAAUCAUAAAGCAAAGCAGGAUAGAUAGAGAACACAAACAUAAGCAGUAGGGGUGUGCGGGAUCCCGACGCUUCGGGAAAAAAGUCGGGAAAAUAGGCUUCCCGAAAUGCCGGGCGGGAAUUUUAUUACUCCCGAAUUUUUCGGGAAAUUGUUUAAAAAUUUACAAAUGUUUACUAAUCAUGUGAAAAUGUUUUCUAUCAAUUCAAACUGUUUUUACAACAAUAUUUUAAUUUCUAAUCUCCGCCGCUUUUAAUGAAAAGAGGAAGUUGAAGAGCAUAUAAUAAAGGUAUUUUCGGAUUUUGAACAUUUUUUUUUUCGGAAAUACCGCCCAAGUAAAUAUUUACCAUUUUAAUAGCUUAGCUUUUAGCUCUUGAAAAACUUGUAUAAAUUCUUGUCUUAUAUGCCAUAAAAUACAAUAUAUGCAGUGGAACUCUCAUUAGCAAGUUUCCCUUUAACAAAUAUUCUUACGUAGAGAAUCGAAGAAAAUUUCAAUCGGUAUAUUGUUUGAUGAUAAUCAUCCUUUUAAAAUUCAAAAUAUAUGAAGAAAAUAUAAAUUGAUCUACUUCAUAGGUUUUCCGAUGAACUUAAAUAAACUAAUAGUGUGGUAAGAAUUUUUAGAAUAUCAUCAUUAAUUUGCAAUACUCACAAAGGUUAAUGAUUACUGGUAUAAUAUCCAGGUUUAAUACUUACAUCUAACGUAUCCGAGGUCAACUUUUAAAUAUAUUUUCUCUCUUGUCAUGGUCUUUUUGUAUUUAAUGUGGUCUUAUAAUACAGUUCUAGUUGUCUUAUGUUAAGACCAUCUUGUAUCCAUAUCUAUAUAUAUUUAGUAUAUCUUACCUUAAGCUGGAUUUACACGACGCAAUAUGCACGCAAUUUCCAUGCAAUCUGCUAAUAUUGCAUUGCAGCUCACAUAAAAAAUUCUCAGAAUUUCACACGCGAUGCAAGCUACGGCGCAAUAUCUGAGAAUAGAUCAUGCUCUAUAUUUUGAUGCAAGUUGCGCAGAACAAGCACUGUGAUUGGUCGUUCUCUGUAGUAAAUUUACGCGCGUAGUUGUAAACAUAAACAAAAGCAAGCACUUUACAAACAUGGAAUGGACACCCGAGUGUGUUUUGCGGCUCUUGGAUGAAUAUCAAAAAUAUCCAGUUCUGUACAACACAAAAUCGCCAAAUUACCAUAACAAACAUUUGCGUGAGAAAGCAAUACAAGCUGUGGCCACGUCUGUGUCGGAAUUAAGUGUAAACACGACCACAGAAGAUGUAAAAAAACAAGUUUAGAAAUCUGCGAUCGUGCUUCAUCAGAUAACAUUUACAUCAUUGUCAGUGCACAAAUUGCCUUGUUCCUUUGAUUAUCCAUUUGUACAGAAAUGUGGCGGGAACAAAACAGAUCGCAUGUUUAUUGCAUGGGGAAUUUGCGCUGUGUAAAUGAAAGAUUGCAUGCAAUAAUUGCACGAGAGCUUACAUGCAAGGAGCUGUGUGAGAAGUGAAUUGCAUGGUGUAAAACCAGCUUUAAAGACAAUUUCACUGUCAAUGUCAUAUUUUAUUUUAUUCUGUCUUCAAGAUGACCUUGCGUACUUAAUUGUCAUACAUUUCAGGUUUUUUAAUUCGUUCUAACCAAAUGGUUUGUUUUCAAAGAUUAGGAAUAGUUUGAAAUAUUUACACUAGAACUCCAGUUUUACGUCUCCAGUUUUACGUAUGCUCACGGUUCUACGGAUUGCAUUCCUGAAAUGGCUACAUUCGUAAAAUCAGCGGCCGUCCAUUUGACACUCCUCACCCUCGAAUAAAAAUAUUGUUCUAAUUUUUGAACAAAUACAGCUGGUAUUUUUUGUGUGUAUUUGUUAUUAUUAGUUAAAAUACCAUUAAAUAAUAAAUACUUAUAAUGCAAUGAGAACCCUCCGGCUGUAGCAAUUGAACAUGGAAUGUCUGAUUUCUUUUUUUGUUUGUAUUAUAGGAACAUCAUUGAGACCCACACAAAAUAUACUCCGCACAUUAAAUAAUAAUAUAUUUUUUUAAGCUUUCAUUGUGAUUUUUUUUUUAAAUUAUUUCUAAUUAUUUAAAUUUGGUUUUUAAAAUUUCAGAUUUUUUGACGGUUCCUGAGAGAGUAUUCGUAAAAUUGCUGCUUCGUUAAAUGUGGGGGCUCAUUUAAUUUUAAAUAUAAAUUAAUCACCACAGUAUUUUGUUUACCUUGGAAAGUUUUGAAUAUUCCCAGUCACUUCUGAUAUGCGUGGAGGGUUCCGAGUCAUUGCUGCCAGGUAUAACGUACAGCUUUUUUUAUAGUUAAUAUGAUCUGCUGUUGAUGGUUUUGUCACUGGUGUUGGGCAAAUUCAUAUAACUUGAAUAAUCUAUUAAUAAAUCAGUUCAUGUAAGGAAAAUUGUAUGAAUAUAGACAAGAUUUUAUGGUUUUGUUUUUUUAGACCAAUUUUGUUUUUAAAACAGAAAAUUUUGGUGUUAUUGUUUUUAUUUAUUUUAUUUAUAUUUAUAUUUAUUUAUUUUUAUUUAUUUAUUUUUAUUUAUUUAUUUAUUUAUUUAUUGUGACAUGCCCACAGACAGUCAUAUAUGUGUUUAGAGUUGGGCACGACACUUAUGGACAAAUACAAGGUUAUCACUGCGAAUGUAUGAACUCCCACCGCCGUCGCUGUUUUGUAAUACAUACACCACCAAAAUAAUGUAAUUGUAUGCUGCAUUUUUACGAUAAAAUAAGUUUUAAUAAAUUGGUCUAAAACAGAGACAUUCAGAAUAAUAAAAAUAAAUUAGCGAGCUUUUAUGGUUUAAAAGCAAUUCAAUAAGAGAUGCACAAUAAAACAAAUUAAAUUAUUUUCUCUGAUCUAAGAUGCAUUUUGGUUCAAUUUUUGUCGGGAAAUAAUUACAUUCCUGGAAUUUCAAACACACAAGAAUUAUAUUUUUGUGAUUUUAAUUAAGUUUAGGUUAAGUGCUGCUUAAUUCCAUGAUACAACUGGCAUUUUGGUGCUUUUAUGUUUAUUAACUUGCACUGUGGUGUUAUGUCGUGUUGAUAUGCUUUUCAUUGUUUGUUUUUUUUUAUCGCAAUUCACCAUAUAAUCUUGUCUAUGAAGCAUUGAAAAUUGGAGAACUCUUAUUUUUUUGUUUUGUGAUGAAAGUUUUUAUGAGCAUACGUAAUGUUUUGUUUUUUAUUUUGCAACUUCAGUAAUCUGAGAGCAUUUCAUUCUCUCAAUUUCUUCGAGCAUUGGGUGGUCAUUUUAUUGUGAGCGAUAUAGUCUCCCAGGAAUUAUUUUUUUAAAAUUGAUUUCCCUUGAGAACUAUUUGUUACCACUAUAUUUCUUCACAAACUUUAUGUAUGUUUCUAGAACCUGGCAUUGCAUGUUAGUUGUUAAUUACUAAGAGAUUUAUUUUGCGAACGUGCAGAAUUUGCUAGGUUUAAAUUGUGAGGUGUUAUGUUUAUGUGUGCGUGCUAUUUGGUAACCAUGGAGAUAUACAUUCUAAGAUAAUUCUCGUUAGUAUUAUAUUAAUUUUAUUUUUUAAGUGGUAACUGAAUUGUCGGUGAGACCUUAAUGCAGGCUUAUACAUGAGCAGAACUCAUAAUAAUAAUGAGGAAAACAGUAUUAUAAUGAAAUAAAUAAAAUGAAAGUGUACUAUGUAUUUAUAAUUACGUCGUGGGACAUCACGGCAGUGACACAUCACCUUGUAAUCACACCUGCUCACUCUACGGUAUGCUCGGUAAACAACAUUAACCUCUUGAUUGUUUACUGUAAAGUAACAAGAUAACACAAUCAAUUCAUACCAUCAAUAAGGCACAUCUCAAGAUAUUUCGAGCUCUGAAAUCGGAAUGUGACUCGGUCACAGACAUCGUACAUUCGCAAGCAAACCUACAAAUACCUCGGAUGAGCACAAACUGAGCGUAUUAUUUGGUUGGGCGAUAGUUCAGUACAUGGCACAAGACAAGCUGAAGGCUAGUCAAUUGUCAAAUUAAAAUGAAAUACUGAUGGGCUGAUGAUCAAAUGUGCACCAAAAGUUAGGUACCAGUUGAUUCCAAAACGAAACCAUACUUCAAAUGUCACUCGUUUGAAAAUAAAAUAAUAAUUUUACUGGUAAUGUGUCACAUCCCAAUUUUUUUGAAUUCAAUUCUCAAAAUAAAAUUACGAAGUGUUCCUCAAAUAUACUCUUCAAAUCCGAAUCUAUCUCUCAAGACUUAAAAAUAAUAUAAAAAUAAUGUACAAGAAAUAAUAUUUAUAUAUGGAUUUAAAUAUAUUUAAUCCUCUAAAAGUUUGUUUCUGAAUUGUGAUUACCUAAUAAAUACAUAUCAUAGUUUUAUUUACGUACUUAAAUAUUUAAAUUACAGUAUCUUGUGGAAAAGUAAUAGGAUAUGUACGAAGAAGAAAAACAUCACUAUUAAAAUGUCAUACAGCAAAAGAUAAUGAAAUGUUUUUUAUGUAGCAUUUAAUUGUUACAGUUUUUUCCAAAUAAACUAAAUUGUUAACUUCCAUGGAAAUGCCAUCUUUUCCAGUCCUUUUAAAACAAAUUGACCAAUGCCAAUCCAGCAAAACAACAUACAUAGAUGCUUGCUAUUUCAAUAUCUUUUUGCAAUUACCAAAGCAAAAUGGGUCAAGUCAGUUGGUGAGUUCCAUUGUGUACAUAGCACAUGGAACAGGUAAUGUUAAUUAUUUCAAACAGUGUACACCAAUAAUCUAAACGUGUGCAAAAUUCAAUUUUUUUCAUGCUACUUUUCAACUUUUCAAAGUUGCAUUUCUGGAUAUUUGUUACUAGAUAAAAAAAUUUCUUGCUAUUGGCAUUCUCUGCUACCUAUUCAAUUUAAGUCCAGGGUUUUUCCAAAUUCGUAUACAUUUGACAAUGUGAAUCUCCUUGGUAUCUUCAAAUAUAAUCCACAAUGUUAAUUAUUGUUUUAAUCAUUUGAUUUAAUUAUUUUGUCAUGCUUACAAGUUUUGCUGUUAGCUAAAUCAAAAUUUUAAAAGGAAAACAAAUUUUUUUUUUUUGUUGUAUACUCCAUUUUAAUUAUAUUUACUUUAUUGUUUAUACAAAUUUGCACCAAUCAACAUUCCUGAAUUUUAUAGUAGUUGCAUUUUGUAGGUGUUAAGAGAAAGUCAAUAAACAAUAAAUACCGGUAAAUUUCAUGUUGUAUAACAUUCACAUAUGUAUAUGUAGAUAUUUUCCUAGCUGUUUUUUUUGUUAUAAGCAUUGUAUUUUCAUGCAGUUUCCUGAUUAAAAUUAGUGAAUAAAUUUUUAAUGCCUGGAGCAUUACUAUUUGGUAAAAGUGAUGCAUGAUUCAGGUUGUUUUAAAAUGUUAAUUGCCCAUUCUCAAGUAGUUCUAGCGAGUGAUUGUUGAUACAGUUAACGUAUACUGAAUAGAAAGCUCAUUUGCAAUUAAUAACAAGUUCAUUAACACUCAUUGAAUUUUCCUUAACAUUGCCACAUUUUAUAGCUUAGUUAUUCACAAAAUCGCUUUAUGCAUUUUCUUCCUAGCACCAGUUAUUCAUUUUUAAGUAAAGUCCCACAGAGUUGUUUUGAAGCCGUAAAGUGCUGGUGUUACGUUGCAGCCUGUACGUAAAGCGUUCUCUCGAAACCUCCCGCUAAUCACGUCCAACGUAGCAAGGGAAGUCUUGUGUGUUUUUGACACUUAAGCCGAACAAAACAACUUGUUACAUAUUUCUGCAGUUUGAUUCCAACCUAUUACGCAUAGCAGGAUCGUUGAAUGAAUGUUGUUUUGGUCCAUAACCCACAGGUUAAUUUCUAUAGUAAAUAUUGUAUUAAUUUCUUGCUGCUUAUUACAUGACUACAGUAGAACCAUGUUAUAAUUUUUUCCUGCUUUUAACAUAAUAUUUUUUUAUGUCUCCUCAUUUUCCCCAUAAGAACAAUGCAUUUAUUUCCUGUCUGUUGGUACCCUUGUCUAAAAAGAAAAAAAAUCCAUUCCUUGCCAUUCUAGGGUGUUUUCAGAUGUACGUAAGUAGACCUGCAAUGUUUUAGUUUGCCAAAUAUUUCACGAUGGCAAAAAAAAAAGUUAAGCAAAUUCGAGCUAGUGUUCCCGUUAGUGGUUUUAACAUUAAAUUUUCUUCACAUAGCUUGGAUGAGUCCAUUGGUAAAAAUUUAAAACAAUGACAAGUGCCAAGUUGAUAUUUCCUGCUUUUAAUGUUUUUUCUUUUUAUUUAUUUAUUUAUUUUUUAUUCUCUGUUGAAAAACAUUAUAGAGAGGUUCUACUGUAUUUUGAUUUAAGGCUUAAUUUGUAUUUGAAUGUACUAUACUUACUGUAACUGGAACCUGCGUGCAUUUAUUUGACUUUAUGUAGUCCAUUUUUCUCCUCCGAGCUGCAGCCAGAAUCUGGGUAGUCGUGUAGUCACGUUCUGGCGUGUGGUUCUGUGCUCGCUUUGCGUCGGCUCGGGACGUGCUCUGAAGAACACGGUUAUGAUGUUCCUGCGUGCUGCAUUUGUUUCUGGGUGAAACGUUCUAAUGAUAAUUUUAAUUUUAUGCACGUGCUUUUGUUGGGGGAACUGAUAUUGUUGUCAACACUGCACACGCUGCCAUGGGUUCCAUGGAUUAACAUGUUUAGCCAUCAAGAGGUUCAAUUAUUUACUCAACUAAAAUUUUUGAUGUUAGUAUGUAGUUUUUUAGCUGUGUCCUGUCUGCAAGUUUAGCAUACUGUACUAUAGAAUAGUCGAUAAUCAAUUGAAAAUGAUUGUUAAAUUACUCCAAAGACAUAUACAUAUACAUUAAGCCUUUUCUCAAUAUGAACAUCAAUUUAUCGACUUAAAAAUGAUAACUACUUGCACAUGCAGUAGUGGUACUAAGAGAAGCAAACACAUUCAAUUACUUUUGGUGUGAUUUAAAUGAGAUUUUUUUCUCUUUUUAUCGUGAAGUAAUAUUUACACAUUAGUUUGUAGUUUUUGCUGUACAUAUUUAUUGAAGUUACAUGGUACUCAUUGUACUAGGAAUGAUAUUGUUAAUGGUGACUAUGAUUGGUGCUGUGAAUAUUUAUAUGACGACACUGUAAAUAUCAUCACUUUAAUGUAACAUUGUGUUUGUUUGUUGUAUGUUUGCAUUUAAAAUGUCUACAAGUAUGUGUACUCGGUUCAAAUUUCUGACAAGCACAAUGUGUUUUAUUGCUUAUCAAAUAUAGAAUUCUGUCUACCAAAAAAGUUUUAAGUUCAGUAAGAAUUUAAAAAAAAAAAAAGUGUGUAUGUUUUGGUAGAUGUGGUAGAUUUUGUCAUGAAUGCCAAAGUUACAAAUCUGCUGAAAGAAAAGUGUUGAAUAUUGUAGAUAGUUUUAAGUAGUUGGAAUGUUGUCUGUUGCUCAUCCACACUUUUAACAUGGUUUUAUCUUAAAAAAUUGUUUAUCUUUUUGUGCGUUUAUCACUUGUUUAACAUGUGCAUUAGCAGAGCCGUGGCAGUUUGCUUGUACGUUGGCCACAGACCUAAAGCAUUUACCAAACUGUUUGCGCUGGUGAGCAGCAGUACUCUUAUUGGAGACCAAACUUUCCUUUUAAGAACGAUUAAAAAUCUAAAGUUGAAAUCCUGCUGUACAAAACAGGCUUCAUUUGAGUUCCUAGGCUGUCUUUGGCACUUUCUAACAGCGCAAGAUUUUGAAGCUCAUUGGGUUUGAUUGUCUAACUUGCGACUGAAAUUGUUGCCAAAAUACGUAGCUCGUGUGCGAAAAGAUCAUGGUAUUGAACUACAGGAUUAACUCGGAUAUUUUUUUAUUUAUACCCACGUCCGUAACUUCAAGCUGCAACAUGUACGUCCAACAUACGAACAUCAUUACAGUUAGAACGCACUGUGUCCCAGUGCUAGUGCACCAGUAGCUGUACAGCGGUGGCUCAGGUGAACACUGACAAACAAGAAUAAAAGUUAGAGGACGUAUGCCGUGAACAGUGAAGUAGCGAAGACCAUCUCCAAAGGGGGCUGAGGAGGAUUAGGGGAGGGAAAUUUGUUGCCCGCACACUUCCUUGGUGCUUUGUUCUGUUCUAAAAACAUUUUGCUCCGUUCAGCAGAAUAAGGUCAUCAGUCGUAUAGAGCGAGAAACAGCAUUUUAGUAAAAUAUACACAGUAAAAAAUAGAGCCAUUAUUAGAAUGGUAAUAGAAACCGUUGUUUGCUGGAUGGCUAGUAUUCUACUGGCGUGUUAGGAACGCGACUGGCCGUGCCUUGCGAGAAGGGAGGCUUCAAGAUGUUUGGUGACAACGGUGUUGUUCAUCGAUACUCAUUUGUGCCCAUGUUUUUGUUCAUUCGUUAGUGAGCCAGUUCAGCAACCCCUCCCCCUCCCCGUCUGCCCCCCUCCUGUUCCUUCCCUCAGUCUCGUUAGUUGUCGUGAGUUUCUUCUUGAGAUGACACAAUACCAAAUAUUACUAGCUUUCAGAGAUAUAUAUAUAUCUCGUUAGAUUUCUUUUUCCUUGAGUAUUACAUAUGUACUCAAGAUAUUAACCACACAUCUUUUUUUUUUAUCACGUAAGUUGGAUCUACCGUAAGUCAUGAUAAAGUUAAUUUUUACCGUAGUUACUUGAGUUCACCUCCAUUACUGCUGUGUGCAGAGCUUGUAUUUUAAAACGGUUUAUGUUUGGCAACUCCCAUCUUUCCAUUCAUCUAGCCAAACACGAAUUGAAGAGAUUGAGGUUGGCUGUAUUGUGGACAAGCGCCUGCAAGAAGCCAGGCUAGAUAGAAAGUUUAGACGCUGGCAACAGUGAGUUGUCUUGGCAGGCUUGUCUGUGAUUGGCCAAUUUCAUGUCCUCACGCCUGACACGUGGUGGCCAGUGGAUUCAUUCAGUUUGGUGUGAUAGCAGUGCCCGAUACUCGCUUAUCUGCUGUGAGAGAUUGUUUUAGAGAGAUUUGUAUUCUUCGAGAUUAUAAGCUUACCCUAGAAACAUUUUUUUUUAUAAAAAAAAUACUUUAGUUUGAAAUUAAUUUAUUUUCAAAGUAAAUUUUAAGAAUGUACAUUUUAGUUUUACAUGCAUUUUUUUAAAUAUGUUAGUUGAUUAAAAACUUCGCAUUUUCCACAUAAACUGCAUACUAUAAUUUACAAAAUAAAAAAGUUUCAAAAACUAGAAUAAGUUGAUAUUUUAUUGAUGUUCGUCAAAAAUUUAUACUAAGCCUGUUAACUUAUUUUCAGACAAAUCAUUAAGCUGCUCACUUUUUUUUUUAAAUCCUGCACCAGGAGAUUGAAAACAAGAAAUACUAUUCAGCUAAAGUAGAAACGUUUAAUACAAACACGUAAAAAGCUGCUGUAUGAAUGUACACUGUAUGUACUCAGUUAAGAUUGUACAGACAUGUUAGGAAACAAGUAUUUAGCAGGUAAAAAUCUGAAUAGAAGCAGGUUGAUCGAUGCCAGCUUACUGAAUUGAAGCAGCUUGAUUGAAGUUAGAUGUGGCCUGUCAUUUGUGAUAUUUGGGACACUUCCACAUUUCUGAGGUAGGGAAGUGUUUAUGUGCGUAAAGAUGACCUUUCCGUAAUAUUUGUCUUCCCUGUGCCCAAAUAUGAUUAUAAUUGUUAUUAGUUAAGAGUGUUAUUGUUUGGAUACAUGAUCAUCAGUAUGACUGUAUUAUGUUUUUCAGAAUAAAUUUAGUGCUUAAAUCUAAUUCAUGCUGUGUGAAAGAUGGCUGAUGUCUGGUGUAAUGAUACCUAGGGGUGAAUAUGUACUUAAUUGUUGCACUGUAAAUAUUCCUGACAAUAAAUUUUUUCUCUUAA